This is a messenger RNA of Cotesia congregata, 1011 nucleotides long. NCBI's taxonomy places the organism in Eukaryota, Metazoa, Arthropoda, Insecta, Hymenoptera, Braconidae. The record is from the annotation of a GenBank genome assembly.
GAGGAUAAAAUGCCUGACAGUAUUGAAGAAAACAUACACCAAGUUUUAGACGGAUUAAAACUAAAUGAAGAUGAAAAAUUUUGUGACUUUUCUCUAGCACAACAAAACGAGUCUAAUGAAGCUAAGGGUAUAAAAUCAACAUCCAGCUCCAACUAUUUACCAAUUUGUCAGAAAACAGUAACAUAUAUAGUCGCAGCAGUAAUAAUAAAUGACAAAAAUGAAGUGCUGAUGAUUCAAGAAGCAAAAGCAUCAUGUGCUGGUAAGUGGUAUUUGCCGGCUGGUCGUGUUGAACCAAAUGAAACUUUAAUAAAUGCAGUAAAACGCGAAGUAUUAGAAGAAACUGGUCUGUCAAUGGAACCAAAGUCAUUGAUAAUGGUAGAAUGUGCUAGUGGUUCAUGGUUUAGAUUUGUUAUGGUGGGAGAUAUUACUGGUGGAGUACUGAAGACUCCUGAUCAAGCUAAUGAAGAAUCCCUUCAAGCAUCAUGGAUUAGUAACGUUAAUGAUUUAUCACUCAGAUCUUCUGAUAUUUUACCACUCAUACAGCGUGCAAAAGAUCGUAAAAUUGCUAGUAACCCACCGUGGCAUUUACCAUUGCUACCAGUUGAGAAGUCAUGGAGCAAACUUUUUAUACGGCUUAUUGUUUGUAUAAAAAAAAAGCAACGUACGAAUCGAAUGCAUGUUCUUAUAUCAGAAAAAUCUUGUUUGCAUCUACCGAUAUGUGAAAUAAAUCCAAAUAAAAAUUUACAUUCAACUUUACAUAAAUUCAUGGUUGAAAUUUUUGGUAACGAUGUGCCUCAACACCGACCACAUGGACUUUUGUCAGUAGAAUACAGCGGUGAAGAGUCGGGCGAUGGAAUUUGUUUUACAAUAUUAGUAUCAUUUCGUCCAGCUUUAGAAGAAGUAACAAUUAUGGGUAAAUAUGUUUGGCAUGAAGUGAGCAAAAAUAUUGCAGAUUCAAUUGCUGUGCGCUUACCUCGUAACAUGACUAUACCAUUGAAUGUUGUUCGAUAA